Molecule: messenger RNA, 609 nt
Organism: Guillardia theta CCMP2712
Lineage: Eukaryota; Cryptophyceae; Pyrenomonadales; Geminigeraceae
Exons: 4
Coding region: 1-609 (202 amino acids)
Source: RefSeq, a predicted model, not a curated record
AUGCACAGUCACAACACCAUCGAUCAGAUCCCCAUGCACAUGCAAUACUCAAGCGAUCCCGAGCAAGACACCGAAACACACCACGAUUACAUCACCGGAAUUAUCCAGAUCCCGAUUCACAUCCCGAUUCAGGUCUCGAUUCACAUCCCGAUUCAGGUCUCGAUUCAGGUCUCGAUUCAGGUCUCGAUUCAGGUCUCGAUUCAGGUCUCGAUUCAGGUCUCGAUUCAGGUCUCGAUUCAGGUCUCGAUUCAGGUCUCGAUUCAGGUCUCGAUUCAGGUCUCGAUUCAGGUCUCGAUUCAGGUCUCGAUUCAGGUCUCGAUUCAGGUCUCGAUUCAGGUCUCGAUUCAGGUCUCGAUUCAGGUCUCGAUUCAGAUCUCGAUUCAGAUCCCGAUUCAGGUCUCGAUUCAGGUCUCGAUUCAGGUCUCGAUUCAGGUCUCGAUUCAGGUCUCGAUUCAGGUCUCGAUUCAGGUCUCGAUUCAGAUCCAAACACAGAUUCUGAUUCUGACACAGAUUCUGACACAGAUUCCCAUCCAUUUUCCGAUCAAUUUUCCGAUCCAUUUUCCGAUUCCGAACCCGAGACCCUCCAAUGAGGAGACCAUAGAUGGAUGA